This is a messenger RNA of Mycena citricolor, 1212 nucleotides long. Lineage: Eukaryota; Fungi; Basidiomycota; Agaricomycetes; Agaricales; Mycenaceae. The record is from the annotation of a GenBank genome assembly.
AUGGGUCUCUCCGGACGUAAAACCAAGCAGCGCAUUCCAAACGAUCCGCGUAAUCUCGCGUGGGCGGACGAUGCGGCUAAAUUUGGUUCCUCCUACCUCGCGAAAUUUGGUUUCGAUGCAUCCAGCGGCAAAGGGUUGGGAGCUUCUGGAGAAGGAAGGACGACCCACAUCGCAGUAUCACAGAAGUUGGAUAUGCUGGGUAUCGGCGCUGCUCAGUCGAGGGACCCAGACGGUAUCGCAUGGAAACAGAACAAGGAUUUCGAGAAAGUGUUGGAGCGGUUGAACCGGGCCACUGCUGAAGAUAACGAGCCCAAAGAGGAGAAUAUGGAGGAGGAUCGGAUUGACGAGGACGACUCCAAGAAAGAACAGACGAAGAAAAAGAAGAGAAAGCGUGAAGAUGGGGAGGAGGGCAAGGCCGAGCGAAAACGACGGAAAUCAGAGUCCAAAUCUAAAUCUGCGUCGCCGGAUACCAUAUCUACUACCCCGCCUCUCGAAAUCUCUGUUCCGGACACGCCAGUACCGAAACCAUUGGUUCCAAGGCACCGAGCGCAUCGCGCUCGGGCCAUUGCCGCAAAAAACAUUGCCUCCAAAUCUGCUGCCGCCAUCUCCGAAAUUCUGGGGCUUGCGGCGACACCUUCGAGCUCUGUCACGCCACAAGAAGCCGUGCUGACGUCUAUCGGGGAAGCUGAGGGCCUAGAGAAGCUGACGACGUCCUCGAAAAGCAUGGCCGACUACUUCAAAGACAAACUGUCGACCAAAGCGAAACCCGGAGCCUCAGAACCAGUCAAAAAAGAGGAGGUUGACGACGAACGGCCUCGGUUUGGCUUGGGUGCCGCGCGAUCUCGGGACACAGUGGAGGACGCACCACCUAAAGUUGGUCUGGGGAUGAGUCGUGGCAUGGGCAUGCUUUCAGCGAUGAUGUCCGGUUUCGUUUCUGCAAAGCCAGAGCCGGUAUCAGACCAGUCCCAGACUGAUGUUGUGGUGGAGGAGAAAAUCGAGGAAGACGAAGAAGCCCGCAGGAAACGAGAGAAGAGGGAAAGGAAAGAGCAGAGGCGUAAGGACAAGGCUGAGAAGGCGCAAGAGGUCACGGAGGCAGAACCCGAGAUCCCGAGUCGAAAAUCAUCCGAUAAAAAGAGACGAUCCAAAGAUAAGUCAAAAGAGACAGAAGGGAUGACGUCCAAGGACAAGGCGAAGACAACCUUGAAAGAGUAG